AUGUUUGGACUCUCAUAUUGGUUCCUCCCGCUCUUUGCAGGAUGCGUUUGGCUAGGCACACUCCUCGCCAUGCUAGGGCGCUGGGUCGCGAUCGGUAGUCCUCAUUACAGCUCUUUCAACACGGAUCAACACAUAGCAUACAUCAGUGACAUUGGUGCGAGGAAUUGGGGCAAGCCGUUGUUUAUCGCGGGCAGUGCGGUUGCGGUGGUGGUGUUUGAUGUGGCAUUCGUUGCCGAGAGGUGGUUGAGGCAUACGGGGAGGUUGACGCAGAAUUACAACAGGACUGAGCAGAUCUUGUCGAUAUUCGCGACAAUCUUCGCCAUAGUCGGAGCCGCCGGCCUGAUCCUCCUCACAAUCUUCGACACAGUCCGCUACCCGCACGUCCACGACGCCAUGCUCGUCGUCUUCAUCGGCGGCUAUAUCAUCUCCGCCAUCUUCAUCUGCGCCGAAUACCAACGCCUCGGAAUCCACUACCGCGAAUACUCCAUCCUCGCCUACUCCUUCUGGAUCAAGCUCGCCUUCAUCUUCGUCGAGCUGGCCCUUGCCAUUGCAUUCGGCGUAAUGGGCAACCAGGGACACUACAACCGCGCAGCAGUAUUGGAGUGGACGAUAAGCUUGAUCUACAUCUUCUACAUCUGGAGCUUUAUUAUUGAUUUCCUGCCGGCUGUGAAGACGAGACAUAAGCACAACCGAUUCCCUGCGCCGUUGAGGAAGCAGGAUGAUGAGAUGGCGAUGAAUACGGAGGCGCAGGGCAAUAUGAUGGGAGGACCGGUGUACACUUCGGGUGGACAAACCCAGGAUGAAGGCGUCAAUGGCAAUAUGCAACAGCCGGUGCGAGAAGGGCAAGACCUCUACCCUGCGAGGCUGAAUGGUGGUGCGUCGCAAAACUUCUGA
This is a messenger RNA of Fulvia fulva, 894 nucleotides long. RefSeq lists its product as uncharacterized. The coding region runs from base 1 to 894 and encodes 297 amino acids. NCBI's taxonomy places the organism in Eukaryota, Fungi, Ascomycota, Dothideomycetes, Mycosphaerellales, Mycosphaerellaceae. Gene Ontology annotation, cellular component: plasma membrane. The transcript is spliced from 3 exons. The record is from RefSeq and is a predicted model, not a curated record.